Tachyglossus aculeatus (Australian echidna) is the source of this 2522-nucleotide messenger RNA. It is a transcript of the gene PIGZ, whose product is annotated as phosphatidylinositol glycan anchor biosynthesis class Z. Gene Ontology annotation, cellular component: endoplasmic reticulum membrane. The record is from RefSeq and is a predicted model, not a curated record. Gene Ontology annotation, molecular function: alpha-1,2-mannosyltransferase activity. NCBI's taxonomy places the organism in Eukaryota, Metazoa, Chordata, Mammalia, Monotremata, Tachyglossidae. The coding region runs from base 52 to 1713 and encodes 553 amino acids. The transcript has 3 exons. Gene Ontology annotation, biological process: GPI anchor biosynthetic process.
UGCUCAUCUCAGUUCAACUCUCCGCUGUCCUCUGAUUGUGGCAGCGGACAGAUGCGUGGCAGAGGUUGGCAUUUUGGCGGUGAUUUGAAGAUGGCGGCGAGAGCGCUUUGGGGGGGCCUCAGCCUACUGCGAAUAGCGUGGUGCCUCCUCCCUCAGACGGGCUACCUGCACCCCGACGAGUUCUUUCAGUCCCCCGAGGUCAUGGCAGAGGACAUCUUGGGGCUGGAGGCCUACCGACCGUGGGAAUUCCGGGCCGGCUCCGCGUGCCGCACGGUGGUCUUCCCUCUGCUGACCAGCGGGACGGCCUUCUGGCUGAUGCGGCUGUGCGAGCGGCUGGGCCUGCUGCGGGCAGGCCCCGGGGACAGCUACGCCCUUCUGGUGGCCCCCCGGCUCCUCCUGACCUCCUGCUCCUUCGCCCUGGACUGGGCCGUCCACCGGCUGGCUCCGAUCUGGGGCGCCGAUCGCUGGGCCGCCCUGGCCCUGCUGGCCGGCUCCCACGUCACCCUAGUCUUCUACACCCGAACCUUCGCCAAUGCCAUCGAGGGGCUCCUGUUCGCCUGCCUGCUGGUCCUGGUGUCCCCCCGGCCGGGCCCGGGCCCCGAGGGGCCGGCUUGGCCGGUGGGCGCCGUCGUGGCCGCCGGCUUUUUCAACCGACCCACCUUCCCGGCGUUCGCCCUGGCCCCGCUGUGGUUCCGGUCCGUCCGCCGGGCGGCCCCCGGGGCCCGGCCGGGUCCGGGAGCCCUGGCCCGGGACGCCCUGGAGCUGGCCCCCGCCGCGGCCCUCACGGCCGCCGCCUUCGUGGCCGCCGACACGUGCUACUUCGGCUCUCCGGUGCUCACUCCCUACCGCUUCCUCAGCUACAACCUGGACCCCCGGAACCUGGCUCGGCACGGGACCCAUCCGAGGGUCACCCACCUGCUGGUCAACGGGGUGAUGCUCUUCGGGACGCUGCACGUGGCCGCGGUGGCCGCGGGCUGCCGGGCGCUGAAGGCCGGGUGCCCCGUCCGGGCUCGUCCCGGGGCCCCGCUCCCGCCGCGGGGCCACGCCGUGCUUCUCCUCUUCUACUUUGUUCCCCUGGUGCUCCUGUCCCUGUUCAGUCACCAGGAGCCCCGCUUCCUCAUCCCGCUCCUGGUGCCCCUGGUUCUGGUCAGCAGCCCCCGAGGCCGACCUGUGCAGCACAAGGCCUCCGUCGUCGUCUUCAACGCCCUGGGCGCACUUUUCUUCGGCUGCCUGCACCAGGGCGGCCUGGUGCCCGGCCUGGCCCGCCUGGAGCAGAUCGUCCACUCCCCGCCUCCCCCGGGCCGUCCCCCCGACCGCUUCACCCUCCUCUUCGCCCACACCUACAUGCCCCCUCGCCACCUCCUCAACCUCAGGGGGCAGGAGGCCCCCGUGGAGGUGGUGGACCUGGGCGGGGCGGAGGCCGGAGUCCUGUGCGAGGCCCUGGAGCGGCUGGGCCGCCGUCGAGCCUGCCGCCUGUUCGUGGUCACCCCCGGCACGAUGUGGCCGGCCGUGGACAGCUGCGGGUUCCCCGUCAAGAACCAGACGCUGCUCUUUCCCCACCUGACCCUGGAGGACCCCCCGGCCCUCUCCGCCCUGCUCGGCCGCGGUUGGCGGAGCCAGCUCGGCCUGCUUCUCCUUGAGCUGGGGGAGCCCGAGGGGGAGGAACGGGACGCGGGACGGGCCUCGGCGGUCCCGGGGGCUCAUCCUGGCUGAAGAGGGGUCCGGCCCGGAGCUGUGGGCUGCUCUUGGGGGGGCUUCCCCUCCUGGUCGCGAGAGCGGGCGACCCUCCGGAGAGAGCCAAAGAAAGCUGGUCAUCUGCAGAGGAGGGAAGCAAAGCACACGGCGGGCACUUUACACUCUUGUCUCGGGAUGGACCCCGGCUGCUCAGAGCUGAGUCUGGUCCUCGGCCCCCUGGAUGCCCAGCGGGGACCCCCGCCACCUGCACGGCCUUGUUGUGUUUGCCAGCCCCGCCGGGCACCGGUGCGGUGCUCACGGAUGGGGCAGUUGGGGGUGGAUUCACCAAGGGUGGAAGGGGGCAGUCGGUCCUUUGCCCAGCUCCGAGGACUUGGGCCGCCCGCUUUCCCCUGGCGUCCGAUGAAAUCCGCUAACAUCUGCCGGGUGGCAGGAGCCUGCUAAUGCUGCCACGGGAACCAUCCAGGAGGAACUUGUUCCUCUCUAAGGCGUUGUCUCCAGUGGAUGGAGGGAUCAGCCGAGCUGGGAAUCCUGGGGGGUGGGGGGACAACAAAUUCAGCUACUUUCCUCUUGACCAUUUGUUUGCCCAUCAGGAAAAUGUGGAUGUUUGCCUACGGGAUCUAGACGCCAUCAGAGAGGAGAACUUUGUUUAAUACACCUUUCUUCAGCAGUGAGUUCAAUAAAACGGUGGUUGAGGAUUUGCCUCCCUCCACUCUCCUGACUUUUCCCUUUCUCCCUCCGCCGCCCCCUGAAUGGUUGGCUGUCGUGGCUGUCUACCCGGUUCUGUCGGUCGUAAUAAUAACUGCGGUAUUUGUUAAGCGCUUACUAUG